GUCAUUAGUUGAUGUGACAGCUGACAGAACAGUGAAUUGAUUUUUUCAACAAUGUCGCUCACAGACAAGAUUUCGAUGCUUAUGGCGCGGCCAGGCGGCGAAAAUGCCCAAAAAGACGACGUACCGUGGUGGAUGCGCUACGCUGGUCGGGGGCUUGGGACAGUUGGCAGUUUCAUCGCAAUAAUCCUCGGGCUGAUCAACUGCUUGAGUAUAGUGGUGUUCAACGUGGCGUGCCUGAUCGCCGGCAUAUGGCAGAUGUUGGCAGGGUUCAUAGUGAUAGUGUGCGAGGCGCCCUGCUGUUGCUUCUUCAUAGACUACGUGCAGACCAUCAGUGACAAGAUGGAGACCAGGCCUUACUGGAACAAGGCUGUGUUGUACGUGUGCCUCGCGUUACCUCCGUUCUUCCUCUGCUUCCUUAGCAUGAGCACCUGGUUCGGCAGCGGCAUGAUCUUCGGCACCGGCAUCAUUUAUGGCAUGAUGGCGCUCGGCAGGAAAGCAUCGGCAGAGGAGAUGAGGACGUCGGCGGCGAACCUGGAGGCUGGAAUGGCUCAGACCUCCGCCCCACGCGCCAACCUGGUGGCCAACGAGCAGCCCGUCAGCUUCACCGGCGUCCCAACCCGUCACUGACCUCAGUAAGUCCUCCCACCACGCGGCCACAACACAACAAACGCUGCGAAUACAACACAUGUGUUACAAGUUACAGUUGAUGAACAUAUUAUCAAACUCAUUGACAGCUGUCAACAUCGAAAUUGUUAGAAAUUUGUAUUUGAGAGUUUGCAUAUUUUGGAUGCUUUUUUAUCUGUUCUACAUUUAUACUCUGCCGUUUGACAGCUGUCAAGAGUGAUGCGACCAACGAACGGUCUAUGGUUCAAGCGUUUUGGCGCGGAAAAAUAAUUUCUAAUUGAUAUUGUAAGACAUUUGUUGGUUGAAAAUAUAUAUUUUAAGAAUGCUUACCUGUUCGAGAGUUGUAAUAUAGUUCAUUAUGUUUAGUGUUGCCAAUGUAAACCAGUGUCCUCCAACAACAGCAUUGCCAGCUUACGAAAUUCUUUUACAGCAAUGUGUGUAGGUUUGUUUGUAUAUUUCUCAAUGUUAUACAUAAAUUACAAUAGUUUUAUUUAGUCUAGUUUCAAAAAUAUAUUGUAUGAGGCUAGUAACGAAAUAAAGUUAAAUUGAUAGAGUGCACUUCCUUUCACAAAACAAAGGACCAUUUUUAUGUGUUCACGUGACUGCUAAUAAAGGUCAUCGUUCAUUCAUUCACUCAAUUAUGUAUGGUUUUUCUAGAACUGUCAAAGUGACAGGUGUUUUAAAAUCGCCUUUGUCACUCUUAAUUAUUGUCUUUGUAUCGAGUUUCCUCUUAGUGUUAAAGCAGCGUAAAGCAAUUUCUUAAAAUAUUGAGUAUAUUAUGAACAGUAAUAUUUCCAAGAUAGAUUUUAUCAAAAAAGCGAUUUAUAACAAAUACUUUUUUUAAAUACAUUAAUAUAAUAAUAUGUGGUCCCCUUCGCGUGGGUGUUACGUUGGCUGUCAUUCUUUGACUAUUGUUCUAAAAUCUCACGCUUUUUAAUUGGCUUAUUAUUUCGCAAAAUACAUUCUAAAUCAAAUAAAAUUUGCAAAAUAUCAGGGAAAUGCAGAUUUAUUGUUUAGAUUUGAGAUCGGUUAACGUGCAGUUAGUGUUCACUGACUCUAUUUUACAAUAUCAAUAAAUUAAAUACUGUUAUAUAUCAGUAGUUUUUGGUUCAAUAAAGUAAUACGAUUUUUAAUACAUUGAGGCCUAAUCAACACGAGAAGAAUGUGUCCUCAUUUAAAAAUAUUUAUGCUGGUAACAUUAUACUGAUGCAGCCAUACAAUUGUCUAACCGUCUAGCCCAAAAAUUGCGUACCAAUUCAGUGUAUUGCACACGGUGAACUUGGUAUGAGAGACGUUACACAAAGGCUAGGGUUUAUAGCAUAUUUGUUAAAAAUAAACAAUGUCCGCCCGACCGUCGGAUGGUUGGACGAUUGUGUGGGUGCACCUUUUUGCAUACUACCCGAUCUCUUUUAUUAUUCCUUACGCAGCUAAUUAGAAACUUAGUCAUAUUGUAAACAUUUUCUAGCAUUUUUAGUGUAUCUAGAGGGCUGUUAUAGUAUAAUUUGGUAAUAAGUUUAUUUAGUCGACGACGCGUGGGGUUGUGUUUUUUACUUACAUAUCUUCAACAUUCACCUUUUGCAGGGUAGAUGGAUUUGUUUAUCGGAGUGUAUAUUAUUAUAGCAGAGUUAAAUUUGAAAAAUAUAUGAAAUGAUUUGUUGAUAUUUUUAUGGUCAAUGUGUUGUUGCCUUUUGGUUAUUAUGGAAAGGUUUUUGUCGUAAUGCAGUCAUUUUUUACUCACGUGUGCGUUAAAAUGAGCUAGAUGCGAAAUCCUACCUUAUUUAACAUUUAACAAAAUAGAAAAUAUCAUGUACUGGGUAAUAAGUUUUUUGUCUACAUUGGACACGUAUAUUAAUAAUUAUUAUGAAAUGUAUUGAAUUAUCAGAUGUAGUUAGUAAAAUUCACUUGACAUUGGUGUAAGGUGUUUGAGUAAUUUAUUAAUAACAUUUAUUGUAUCUUUCAUAUUGGCGUUGUUGGCCAUACGUAGCCUUGAAGAGAGGGGGGGACCCACCCUUCUCCUAGCGGUUAGGGAAUAUUCCAUGUUUUAAAAUAUAGCUUGAUCUCUAAAGCAUAUUCUAGCUUCGUAUUGAAUGGAAUGUAUGUUCAAGGUAUUCGAGUUUGGGGUACUGAACUAACUUUGCUAGAAUGUUUAGAUCUAUCUUGUCCCUUAUUGGCCAAAGUUCUAAUAAUGUUCGUUGCUAAUAUAACUUAUCGAGGAUCGCUGCCUAUUGUAAGGACAAGGGAAAAUGUUUUUCGUUCGUGGUGCGGUUGUAGUCAGCUUAGAAGUGGUAUAUCUACUGUAGAUCAAAAGCAUAUGUGGGUACGAAGGAAAAUCAAAUUAAUAAAAAAAACGUUUAGAGAGUGGAGACAACGACCGCGCUAUGUAUUAAAGGGAAGUAUGCAUGGCCGAUAAAGCGGGACGUUUCCUCGCCAUAAACUUGUGUAUAUAUAGCCGAACAUUGUUGGAAAGUUUUUAAAUGCUUCGCAUAGCCCAUUGGAUGUAAAAUUUCUAAAUAAUAUAUACAAUAACAGCUUUAUAUAAAUUAUUCGGGCUAACAUAGGAAAAUGUGCUUGGUACGUUAUGUGGGUUUAUUAGAGCCCGCAUAGGGACGGAUCCAAGGUACGUACCAAUUGUGUGAAGGUACCCUUAUUGGAAAGGAGUUUGUGGAAUUUGCAGUCGCGGAUUUAGGGGCAUUGUGACGUUACUAAAAUGUUGUUCUCUAUAAGAUAAUGUAAAAUUACCCUAUUCCCGCGCCUGAAUCAACACUGACAUUACUGUCAGUUGUCAACUUGCGAUUGUCUAUGCAUUCCAAAUUGAACUGAUGUGUUUUACCAAUACUUAUGUUCUAAGUAAUGUAUAAUUUACAUAAUAUAAUGAGAUAUUUUUAAUUUAAUUUUAAAACAAUGUUUCGGAAACAUCAUACGAAACAACCAAUCGACUGUUUUCUAAUAAACUUCAUUAUCUAAGCAACUUUUCAGAAAUGGUCAUAAAAGGCGAAUGUUUUUCCUGUUUUUGUUAUUAGUCUUAUAUUUAAAUAAAUAUUUGUUGGUGUAACAAUUACCGUCACAACGACUUGCAGAAUAUUGAAUUUUUAAAUGCAGUUUGUAAUUCACUUGCAUUGGUCAUGUUUGUUAUUUUGUUUUAUGGCAACACAAAACGAAAUUGUUAACUUUCAAUAAACUUAACAACAAAAAAAUAUUAAUAAGAUUUUAUAAAUAAAAUUAGGCAGUCGAUUAUUCUUAUUAACUUAUUUAUACCAUGUGAAUUAUUCAUUUAUUGAAAUAAACAAACGGUUGAUGUUUCUCAAACAUUGGAAAAAUAUUGUCUGUAUCAAGCUGUUUCUUUAGAUAUUUUCUUAUAUUUAUUUUUAUUUACGUCCGCUGUCAAAAUGUUAACCAAUAUAGCGAACUUGAGAAAUAGAAAUUGUCAAAUGUCGCGUACGAUGUUUUUUUUAAUAAGUACUUGCUCGGCAAAGUGACCCCGCUGCAUCUGAUGGUAAGUGGAAUGGGGUCCGAUAGAAUGUCGACUGACGAGAGAUGAUUACCCCUCGACAGUCGACACGAUUAUGCCGGCCUGUCGAAUCGGAUAUACUCAGCCUGGUUCCGGAACGCGACACACUUACGUGGGCCACUAUGGAUAUAAAAUAUAUCCUACAAUUUAUCAGCGAUCUGUAGCGUAGCAGUAGUUAUUUAUUUACAGGAAACAUUAUUACAACAAUGUCAAUUUGUUAAUGUAUGUUGUUAGAUGAAUUAAGAUUAGAAAUGGGGUCACACUCAAAUGUACUCAAUCCGUUCAUAUGAAGUGAUUGUAGUUAUUAGUAUUGAUGUUUACUUUCUUUUAGCACUACCUCCAAUUCGAGUAUAGAGUAAUUUAUUUAAAAAAAUCAUGAUUAUUGGAAUCCCAAAAAGUGUCCAUAACUGGUUAAAUGUUUUCGUAUUUCGACCUCUGGAAACUCCCAUAUUCUUGAUAUAAGAUUAAGUCUAUGGUUACUAUAAAAAAAUGGAAUUCAGUUUAAAUUCUCUUCGAGUUUCGGCAUCAUGAUUGUAAUGAAGCAUAAUAAUAUGGAGGUUUCGGUAUGGGUUUAUAUUAUUACUAAUAGUACAAUCACUUGUGAUGUCAAUAUGUAAAAAACACAAAUUAUAAUGUAUUGAGGGAAUCGUUCCGCACAGCAUAUAAAUCGAUGUUACUAUUGCAAAAUAUUUUUGUAAAAUAAAUUAAGUUGUAUUCGUUGGCGAUGUAAAUGGGGCUAUUGCUUAUAAAAUUGCAUAAUAUUUAAAUUCAAUUUUAUGGUUCCGAAAAAUUACUAUUUUGGUAGUUUGGAAAUAUCAAAUCGGUGCAAUAUAAUUUUUUUAUGAAUAUAGUAUUGCCAAUAUGGUAAGCAAUGUUACUACGUCCCUAAGCUAUGGUAAACAUGCAGGUUUUAUGUUUUGCCACCUAAUAUAUGUAAAUGAAUUUUUUUCUUUGUCAAAAUGUGUUCGCCCCAUCUAUUCGCCAAGGAUAAUCUCUACAUCCUAAAACAUGAGUCGGAGACGGCGUAAAGUAUUAUCGUGUGUAAGAGAGACCCUAGUCCUAGGUAAUGUUUUUUCUAGUAAUAAUAUUAUUGCUCAUACACAGCCAAUAUUUUAGCGAAUUAUUUUUUUAUUAACGCGUGUGUACGUAUGAAUGUGUUGCUACAUAUAAAUUAUUUUUACGGCUGGCAUCAUUUUACCGUCAAGGUAACAUUUAUUGCGUUGUUACAGGCAACUUUGUAUGUGUAUGAAUUGUGCUUCCUCAUUUUAUUCCUUUUAUGACCUUAUAAUAUUUUUUAUCGCAUUCAUUUAUGUAACGUUAUGAUUAUUGUUAAUUUAGGAAUUUUCGUUUAGAUUGUAUAUAAUGAAAUUCGAGAUAUAGAACAUAUUAUAAAUCAAAUAUUCUUAGAUCAUGUUUGUUUCGGAUAAGCCUGCGGAUGAAUUUGUUUUGCUGUAUUGUAAACUAAACGCCAGUGCAAAAUUUACCUUAUUGGUCACAAUAGAAAUGUCUAUGGUAGUAGAAAAUGUUACAGUGUUUCCAGUAUUAGUAAUGAAAAUGUAGCCAUAUAAAAAUUUAAUAAUGGAACAAGUUUUAUCUCUUACAGUUUUAGUUGUAAAAUAGUAUGCACUGGUAGUUUAGUUUGUAUGAAUCCACUGUUCAUGAGGUAACAUUACCGCGGUAAGGUAACGUGUAUGUAUACAUAGAUAUAGUGUAAGCAGUUGCUGUUGUUCUCGAGUUAAUGUUACUGUUUAGGACGGCAUAUUCUGUAAUAAAUGUGUGUAUAUUGAAAA
Manduca sexta (tobacco hornworm) is the source of this 5922-nucleotide messenger RNA. It is a transcript of the gene fwe, whose product is annotated as calcium channel flower. Lineage: Eukaryota; Metazoa; Arthropoda; Insecta; Lepidoptera; Sphingidae. The record is from RefSeq and is a predicted model, not a curated record. The transcript is spliced from 5 exons. The coding region runs from base 52 to 627 and encodes 191 amino acids. Gene Ontology annotation, cellular component: membrane. Gene Ontology annotation, biological process: vesicle-mediated transport.